Molecule: messenger RNA, 575 nt
Organism: Cyphomyrmex costatus
Lineage: Eukaryota; Metazoa; Arthropoda; Insecta; Hymenoptera; Formicidae
Product: putative nuclease HARBI1
Exons: 2
Coding region: 36-575 (179 amino acids)
Source: RefSeq, a predicted model, not a curated record
UAGUAUGCCUACGUUAUUUAGCAUCUGGAGACAGUAUGGCUUCAAUAGCUUAUUCCUUUCGGAUUGGAAUAAACACUGUCUCAAAAAUUAUUUCUGAGACAUGCGAGGAAUUGUGGAAUACUCUUCACGAAUCAGUUUUUCUUGAAAUAAACAAAGAGAAUUGGUUGAGAAUUGCGGAUGAUUUUGCGACGAAGUGGGAUUUUCCGCACUGCAUAGGUGCGAUAGAUGGAAAACAUGUACAAAUUCAAUCACCUCCUCACAGCGGCUCAACUUUUUAUGAUUACAAGGGUAAUCAUAGCAUUAAUUUACUAGCAGUUUGUGAUACCACUUACUGUUUCACAUUACUUGACAUUGGUGCGGAAGGGAGACAGAGCGACGGCGGGAUUUUUGCAAAUUCAAACUUCGGCCAACGAUUCGAAAAAAAUCAAAUGAAUUUACCAGAACCGAGACCAAUUGAAGCUUCUGGAUCAGCAUUACCAUUUGUGUUAGUAGCGGAUGAGGCAUUUGCUUUGACUCAUUAUAUGAUGCGACCAUAUCCACGAAGCGGACGUUUAAACCGUCAAAGGAAGGUAUAA